ACAGCGCGCUCACUUGCACUUGUCGUCGGUCUUCUCCUCAUCCUCAACGACGUGAUGGACAAGCCGUUGUAUGCCGAUGACGACGACGACAAUGAUGAUGAUGUCAAGACCGACAUGACCAGUGGCGGUCGAGCCAGCGAAAUCGGCUCACACCAGAGAUCAACGUCCAUCGACAAGGAUUCACACGCGGUGGCUGGUGCAGAAGACGACGAUGUGGCCAUGGCUGCCUUUGACCCAGCUGCCAUCCGACCUCAUCUCUGGAAGCUCUAUCUCUCACAUGGCAUGACCGCCUGGACCAUGCGCAUGUGGGAAUUUGCCGUCGCCCUCAUGCUCAUGGCCGUCCGCCCCGACUCGAUGCUCCUGCCCGCCGUCUACGACUUUAUUCUCUCCCUGGCCGUGGCCAUGAGCAGCUCCCUCAUCGGCCGUAGCGUCGAUCUUCAUCGCCGCCUCCCCACCGUGCAAAUAUCGCUGCUUCUCACUAAAAUCGGCUUCGGCCUCGCCAGUCUUGUCGUCUUCUGGAGCCUUCGCGACCCCCAGAGCUCCUCCUCCAUUGCCAACUCGGUCCUCAUCAUCUUCUUCACCACCAUCGGCCACCUUGGAUACAUGGGGAAUCGCCUUGCCGUUGAAAAGGAUUGGGUCGUUGCCGUGGUCGGUGCCGACGACCAGCUCCUGACCAACACCAACGCCAUCCUCCGGCGCAUCGAUCUCUCUUGCAAGCUUCUUGGCCCGGUGAUGGCCGGUGCCAUCAUGACCGGUGCGGGCAUGCAAACGGGCGCUCUCGCCAUUGCCCUCUGGAAUUUUCUUUCCGCCUUUCCCGAAUACACUCUUAUCCUGCACGUCUACAAAUCCUUCCCGGCCCUCGCCUUCAAGGCAUCCCGAGCUGCCGAUACCAAGCUCAAAUCUCGCCUGGCCCUCUGCUUCUCCACCUUGACAGAUCUCGCUGCCGGUUGGAAGGAAUACGCAAAUCAAGUGACCGUCCGCCCUGGUUUUGCCUUGGCAUUUCUCUACGCUUCGGUCCUCCAGAUGGCUUCUGUCAUGACUGCCUACGCCUAUUACCGAGGCAUGUCCGAGGUCGUGGUCGGCGUUUCCCGUGGCAUCGGCGCGGCCUUUGGCAUUUCGGCCACUGUUUGCUACCCCUUUUUCGUAAAACGAUACGGCCUCGUCAAGACUGGCUUCAUUGCCAUCUGGACCCAGUCUCAACUUGGCCAGGUCAUCCUCUUGACCAUGAGUCUACUCUCCGUUCUGGUCACCGAUGACUACUCUGGCAACUGCUCAGAUCUCUCUGGUCCCGAGCAUCACACCUGCGUUCUGGACCGCAACCUGGAACUUGGACUCUUAUUUGCUGGCACCAUUGCAUGCCGUAUUGGACUAUGGGGUUACGACAUGGCAGCCAGCCAAAUGCUUCAGAAAUUUGUACCGCCCACCUCGAUCGGACGCAUCAAUGGAACGCAAGAUGCCCUAAACACGCUCUUCAACAUGGUUUCCCCGCUGAUGGGCAUUAUCUUUCCGAAACCAUCCAGCUUUUACAUUAUUGUCAUUGCCUCUUAUGCCCUCGUUGGCUUUGGCGCCCUGCUCUACACCUCCUUUUACGUGGCUGUGCGCGACCGACGACUCAUUCUACCAGAGCAACCCCUCCUUGGGUCUCAGACGCCGCCGAUUGAACAAGCUCAGAGUAGUCUUGCACCACAGGCCACCCACGCCAUCGACGACACUGAUGAUGAAGAUCACAGUUCUAGUGAAGCAGAUUCUGCGCCCUUGCUCAUGCACUAG
Messenger RNA from Monosiga brevicollis MX1, 1770 nucleotides. RefSeq lists its product as uncharacterized. Bases 55 to 1770 code for a protein of 571 amino acids. Gene Ontology annotation, biological process: iron ion transmembrane transport. NCBI's taxonomy places the organism in Eukaryota, Choanoflagellata, Craspedida, Salpingoecidae. The record is from RefSeq and is a predicted model, not a curated record. Gene Ontology annotation, cellular component: membrane. The transcript is spliced from 13 exons. Gene Ontology annotation, molecular function: iron ion transmembrane transporter activity.